AUGAUGAAACUUUGGGUGUCCGUGUUGGCGUUGUUGGCCAUCGUCUCCGCUGUGUUUGCCUAUCCACAGACCGUAAGUUGAUAUACGACAUUAUUAUUUUACUAUGCACCAUAAAUGUUGUAGAGUAAUAUUGACUAUGAAGUGGGGUUUUUUGAGUACUAUUUGGUACUGAAUAUGAAAUUUCAGCAAAGUGCAAAUAUUGAUUUUUAAAAAUUAAAAAAAGGCACAGCUUAAAAUAUGAUUUUAACUUGCACAAGGAGGGGGGGGGGAGAAGACCCUAUUUGUCCCGUCUACUAUCUAUCUUUAUCAUCGUUUCAGCCAUCGGAGUUCGACGCGGAAUUCGCUCGACAAUUGAUUGGACGUGCUUACAGUGCCUUGGCCAAGACGAAGAGGAGUCGUGAGUUCAAGAGUCAGUCCGCUUUGCUAGUUCACUUACUUCCAACUUUCUAUUUGUAAUUUUUUGGUCAAAAAAUAUAUUUUUAUCACAAAAUUAUAAUAAAAAUGGUUAUUUUUUAGCGGGUACAGUCAAAGGGGGACAAAUAGAGUAAAAGUUUUUUUAAAUUUUUAUAGCAUAAUAUAAUAAGUACAGGGUAAGAAGAUAAGAUAUAGUGAACUACUGUAAGGUAACCUAGGGUAUAGUAAGUUAGUGACAGAUAAGUUAGAGUAAAACACAGUAGAAUAGGGUUGAGUAAAGUAAUUCAGUACUGCAAGGACAAGCCUGGGUAUGAUAAAAUAAGGUAGAUUAAGGUUCAGUACUGUAAAAUAGGGUAAAGUUAUGUAGGUUAGGGCACGAUUCAGUACUGUAAAACAGGGUAGAGUAAGGUGUGGUAGAGUAGGCCAAGGUUCAGUAGGGCAGAGUAGAGUAAGAUAGAGUAGAGUAAGGUAGGGUAGAAUAGGCCAAAGUUUAGUAUUGUAGGGCAAAGUAGAGUAAGCUAGGGCAGGGUGAGUAAGGUAGGGUAGAAUAGGUCAAAGUUCAGUACUGUAGGGCAAAAAAAAGCAAAACACGGUAUGCUAGGAUCAUGUAAGGUAGGAUAGUAGAGCCGUGUGUAAUAAGGUAGGGUAGCUCGAAUAUUUCUUUUUAUCAUAAACUUUAAUUUAAAAAAAUCGACCAAAACAAUUUUUCAAUUUCCUAACAAUAUCCCUAUUAGUAACCUUAGAUAACCUUUUGCUUGCUUUUGCUUUAUAAGGAAUUAAAUAGCUCCGCGUAUUUUACCAAAAAAUUUUUAGCCAGCAUCGGUUUGUCACUAGCUGAAUACAUGGCCUCACCCCAGGGUGGAGACAACUUCCACUUCAUUCCAUCUGGCCGUAAAUAG
Messenger RNA from Bursaphelenchus okinawaensis, 1313 nucleotides. NCBI's taxonomy places the organism in Eukaryota, Metazoa, Nematoda, Chromadorea, Rhabditida, Aphelenchoididae. The record is from the annotation of a GenBank genome assembly.